ACUAAAGUCCAUCUAACUUGUAAGCCAUAGACAUCUCGGAUAAUUUCAGUCAUCAAUAAGGAAGUAUAUCAUUAAGAAAUAGUGGGGUAUUUUGAAGAGUUGGAAGACUUACCAUGAAUAUAAACACUUCAAACAGUGCCACUAGUGAUACUCAAAGGUUGAAGAAUGCCUCCUCAGAUGUAAAACAAAUGAUUAAAAAUGAAACAGACUUAGAUAUUACUGCUGAUCUUAGAAAGAAACUCCAUCGGGCUAAGAAAGAAAAAUUAGAAAUGACAACUAAGCACAAUGCAGAGCUGUCAAGCUAUGAGAGCCAGAUUGCCAAGCUGCGGUCUGAGGUUGAAAAAGGAGAAGCACUGCGACAGAGUCUGGAGUAUGACCUGGCUGUUGCUAGAAAGGAAACUGGUCUUGGAAGACGGGCUGCUGAAGAAAGGUUAGCCGAGGCACACAGGAUCCAAGAAGAACUCUACACUCAGAAUUCAGAACUUCAAGAAAAAGCAAAUGAGAUUGAGAAAGUAUUUCAGACUUCCCAGCAGAAAUGGAAAGAAGAAUGCAGGAGAUUUGAACAUGACUUGGAGGAAAGAGAUAGUAUAAUUCAAAAUUGUAAUCAAGGAUAUGAUUUACUUAUGAAGGAAAAAAGUAGACUGGAAAAAACUCUACAGGAAGUGUUGGAAAAACAUCAACUGGAGAAGAGUGAUUUGGAGUCACAUAUCAGAGAGACCGCGCUGGAAGAGUUAAGAUUACAGGCAGAACAAUGGGACACAGAAAGGAGAGAGUUACAAUUCAUAGUACAGGAGCAAGACAGUGCUGUGCAAAGUAUGCAGAAGAAAGUAGCACAGUUAGAGAGAGAACAUACGGAAUGCUCUGACCUUCUACAGAGACAAACGAGUGAACUUGAAUUUAGUACUCAACGAGAGGAACGUCUUAGGAAAGAAUUUGAGGCAACUACCCUGAGAAUGAGGAAAUUAGAAGAAAGCAUUGAAGUGGAAAGAGAAGCACAUUUGGAAUCUAAAUUUAAUUCUGAAAUUAUUCAGUUACGGAUUCGAGACCUUGAAGGAGCUUUGCAAGUAGAAAAGGCUAGCCAAGCAGAAGCUGUUGCUGAUUUGGAAAUGAUCAAGAAUGAAUUCAAGGAAGUUGAAAGUGCUUAUGAGAGAGAAAAGCAAAACGCACAAGAAGGCUUCGCAAAACUAAAUGUGUUGGAAAGAGAGUAUUUCUCCAAAAACAAGAAACUAAAUGAAGAGAUCGAGGAACAGAAGAAAGUAAUUAUGGACCUUUCAAAGAGACUUCAGUAUAAUGAAAAAAGUUGCAGUGAAUUACAGGAAGAACUUGUAAUGGCUAAGAAGCACCAGGCCUUCCUAGUAGAGACAUGUGAAAAUAAUGUGAAAGAAUUAGAAUCGAUCUUGGACAGCUUUACUGUGUCGGGCCAGUGGACAUCAGGCAUCCACAAGGACAAAGGUAAACCUCCGAGCUUCUCUGUUGUCCUUGAGACUUUGAGGCGUACCUUGACAGAUUACCAGAGCAAGCUGGAAGAUGCAUCUAAUGAGCUAAACAACAUGAAUGAUGCGAAGGAAAAGGCAGCUAAUGAACUUGAUUCUACCAAACAGAAGAUUGACUCUCAUACUAAAAAUAUAAAGGAACUUCAAGAUAAACUGGCUGAAGUCCAUAAAGAGUUAAGUCACUUACGCACUAAGUGUGCAGACCGAGAGGCUUUAGUAGGCAGUUUAAAAGUAGAACUGCAAAAUGUGCUGCACUGCUAUGAGAAGGAAAAGUCACGAGCAGCCCAGUGUGAAAGCGAAUUGCAGCAGCUUUCCCAGGCUUUCCAGAAGGACACUGAGGAGAAGCUAACCUUCCUUCAUACUUUGUAUCAGCACUUGGUAGCAGGCUGUGUGCUCAUGAAACAACCAGAAGGCAUGUUGGAUAAAUUCUCUUGGUCUGAGCUUUGUGCAGUCUUGCAGGAGAAUGUUGAUGCCCUCAUUGCAGACCUCAACAGGGCUAAUGAGAAGGUGAGCCAUCUAGAGUACAUCUGUAAGAACAAGUCAGACACAAUGAGAGAGCUUCAGCAGACCCAGGAGGACACCUUUAACAAAGUGGCUGAACAGAUCAAAGCCCAAGAGAGUUGCUGGCACAAACAGAAGAAGGAACUGGAACUUCAGUAUUCUGAGCUUUUGCUGGAGGUGCAGAAGAGGGCGCAGAAAUUUCAAGAAAUUGCAGAAAAAAAUAUGGACAAACUGAACUGUAUUGAAAAGUCACACGAACAGUUGAUUCUUGAAAAUUCACAUUUCAAAAAUGUGUUGUCAAAGACUCAAAGGGAACAGACAUCCUUGCUGGCAGCCUGUGCAUUGAUGGCUGGUGCGUUAUAUCCCCUGUAUAGCAGAUCGUGUGCCUUAUCUACACAGAGAGACUUUCUCCAGGAGCAGGUCAACACCUUUGAAUUGUUCAAAUUGGAAAUUAGAACCUUAGCCCAAGCAUUGUCGGCAGUAGAGGAAAAGAAGCAAGAGGAAGCCAAGAUGAAGAAAAAAACAUUCAAAGGAUUCAUACGUGUGUUCCGGAAAGGUGUUAUUGUAAUUUUGGCAGCCAACAGACUCAAGAUUUUGGGCCAGUCAUGUGCCUCUCUUUUUACUUGGAUGGAAAGUUUCAAAGAAGGCAUAGGCAUGUUAGUGUGUACAGGAGAGCCCAAAGACAAGCAUAAAUUUCCAAAACAUCAGAAGGAGCAGUCACGUUGCUUACAAGCACUCAGUUGGCUCACAAGUUCUGAUCUUCUUGCUGCGAUAAUCACUUCUAUGGCUGAGUUACAAGAGGUCAUUAGUAAAACAGAUCCAAACUCCAGAAUUUGUGGCCAUUUACUCAUAAGUGCAGCAAAGAGUUCAUUUGCAAAACUCAUGGAUAAAAUUAGUCUGGCAAUGGAGAGUAUACCUCUGCAUUGUGGCAGGAGCAUUACAUAUGUAGAAAAAGAUUCCUUGGUUCAGAGGUUGGCCCGUGGACUUCAUAAAGUGAACACACUGGCCCUGAAAUAUGGUUUGCGUGGCCAUAUUCCCAUUAUGAAAAGCACAGCAUCGUUACAAAAGCAAAUAUUUGGAUUUACACAAAGGCUGCAUGCGGCAGAGGUGGAGCGGCGCUCACUGCGCCUAGAGGUUACGGAGUUCAAACGAAACACGAAUGAAAUGAAGAAGGAGCUUGACAAGGUGCGGGGCCUCCAAAUGCAGCUAAAUGACUGCAAGCACUCUAAACUGAUCACCCAUGAGAAGUUUGAAAGUGCGUGUGAAGAACUAAAUAAUGCAUUACUUCGGGAACAACAGGCACAAGUACUAUUGAAUGAACAGGCACAGCAGCUACAGGAGUUAAAUUAUAGACUUGAAUUGCACUCCACUGAAGAAGCUGACAAAAACCAAACUCUUGGAGAAGCUGUGAAGAGUCUCUCCGAGGCAAAGAUGGAGCUAAGAAGAAAAGAUCAAUCUCUGCGUCAGCUCAAUAGACAUCUUACCCAGCUGGAGCAGGACAAGCGUCGACUGGAGGAGAACAUCCAUGAUGCGGAGAGUGCCCUCCGCAUGGCAGCCAAAGACAAAGAAUGUGUUGCUAAUCAUAUGAGAACAAUAGAAAGUAUGCUUCAUAAGGUCAGAGAUCAGAUCUCGCUGUCACGGAGCGCAGCAAGUAGGAAUGACUUCGCCCUGCAGCUACCCAAACUGCACCUGGAGACCUUCGCAAUGGAGGGGCUCAAGGGCGGGCCAGAGGUUGUAGCAUGCCAGGCUAUGAUUAAAAGUUUCAUGGAUGUCUACCAGCUUGCAAGUGCUAGAAUUGCUACAUUAGAGAAGGAAAUAACAUCUCAUCGAAGUCACAUUGCAACCUUGAAGUCAGAGCUGCACACAGCUUGUUUACGUGAAAAUGAAAGUUUACAAUCAACAGGAUCGAGGGACCACUCAAAUCUCUCCGUUCCUUCAAGAGCUGCUCUCCCCGCUGACACAAUCGGUGUGGGGAGUUUUUUGCCUUUGCAAGCUGAACUUGAUACAACCUAUGCGUUCUUAAAGGAGACGUUCAUAAAAACUGCACCCCAUUCCCUAGCAUCAUCUCACGCCUCUCCAGCAAGCACGUCUGCUAACGCCAAAGGACCAGCGCAGAUUGGAUUAUGACUUUAUGAAACAAAAGUGGAGGAACAGUUAACAGUACAAUUAAAAUUGUUUGAAGGGGGAUUUUCUUAUCAGUUGAAUUUUGUUUCAGCACAAGUGGGAGUGGAUUUUUGAAAAUAUUGUACAAUAUCUUGAUAUGUGCAGGUAUCUGUCUCAAAUAAGAAAAUAACCCACUUUUUCUCUCUAAGUUUUAUUUAUUAUCACAGUUCCUCAUUUUUAUGUAACAUAUUUUUAAAUGUUAAAGAAUGACACAUUUUGGGUAAUUUCCCUCGGACUUAAAAAAAUCAAUAAGCCAUUUUAGUCUCUAUCUAUCAAAGUUGUUUCAUACUUGUCUGUUGUAAAGCAGGACUGCAGUACUUUAAUAGGAUUGAGAGAGCUAUUUGAAAUGUAUGCCAAUGAUUCCUGUCAUUUCAUGGCAGCCCUGCCAUGGUUCACUGAGCCCCUCUUCUCUCUUGUCAGCUCGACGGAAGACAAGCAUUUAGUUGCAAACUUUAAGCAGGUUGUGCAAAACAGAAAUGAUGUGACUGCUUCUCCUCCUGCACAAUAAUGUCACUCCUGGUCAAUGUGAGAAGGUCAGGUUGCUCCUUGUAAAGCUACAUGAUACCACUUGCCCAUUUGAACAAGUUAAGUUAACUGCUGAAUCUGGUCCCUGCAGGCAUUGAAAACUCAUCCUUUUAUCAAGUCUGCGUGUGAUAAGAAAGUAGAGCAAUUGUACUGGGGGAAUUUCUGUGGUAUGUUUAGGCACUUUAUAAGGACAGUUCCCACACUAGUAGAGCAGGUAAUCUAUUUAGUACAAACUAAAAAAAUUCCAGGUAAUGACCGUUUUGACCUUCAAAAUAGACUCCGUUUUUGUUUUUGUUGUUGGUAGGACCCAAGAGUGACGCCCAUCUUAGAUGCUGACAGAAUUUAAAACAAGGCCAUUGCCCUGCAUUUUCUGCCUUGUAGCACACAGAAGUAAAAUUGUAUGUCAGGGCGAGAUGUCGGGGAGCUGACAAGAUGCCCCAGUGACAUUUCAGCUAGAAAGAGCAAGUGUCUUGCAACCAAGCGGUCAAAUAUCAAAUAAUAGGUCAAGCAGGAAGGAGCUGAGUUCUAACCACAAAGAGGUUUCUGGUAACUUACUUGACAAGCUUUUGGGCGCUUUGUGGCUUGACAAAGUGAUGUUCUGUUGGGUAUCGCUAGACAGACUGUUCUUUAUCGCCUUCAGAAGAUCAGACGUUGACAUGGAUUAAACUCUUUAACCCUUAAAGGUUAAAUCCUUGCAGUUUGCAUCCUGGUGAGUGAAGAACAAAGGAAUAUUUGUAAUAUGCAUUUAUAUUUGUAAUAUGCAUUUAUAUUUGUUUUAAUCACUUAACUCCCCAGUGAUAGUAACUUCUGAUGUGAACUGUAGUUUUUGACAAAGCAUUUUGUUACAAAAUCUACAUUUUAUACUAUUUUUCACUAUGGAGUUUUUCCAUUGUGGAUACAUUAAAGAUAGCAAUAUAUGUUAUGGAAUCCAUAUUGUUUAUGGUGACAUUUGACUCAGAUAUAUCCAACUUCUGAGAAUUUCUUAUUGGCCUUAAGAAAUGAAAUCUGUACACUAUUUAUGGUGUUAGUCACAUUACCCAAAUGACGGAUGCUGUCUGAGUAAGCAUAUUACUGUCAUACUGUGUAACACAAUAUUAUACGUUAGGCUGCUGAGCCAAUACAAUUUUUGUGUGAAACUUUUUGUAUGACAUAAAAUUCUGUUUUUAACAAAACUCUCUUAAUUCUUUCCUUGGAAUUCUUUUUAAUAUGCCUCAUAUAAUGUAAUCUGUAUGAAACUCAACUUUAUUAUAGUACAGAGUGUGCAUUGAUUGUUUUUGUAUAGAUCAUAGAAUAAUUUCUACACAUUCUUCUGUCAUUCAUACAGUGAUUAGAAUAUUCUCCAUAUGAAAUCAGUAUGUAGUUUUUUAGUUCUUAUGUGAUCAUUGAGAGUCCAUUCUGGCAUUAUAGAAAAGUGUUACCCUGUGUAACUUACAUGUCUGUGUUUGUGUAUGUAUGUUUAUAUUGAAUCUGUUUCCAGGUUCUGCUAAUUUAAGAGGAAUAAGCACCUUUGUGAAAUGUGCCUUGGAAAGGCUUUGGUCUGUUUGCCUUAAUUUUACAGUCUGUUACUGGGAUAACUAUAAAAAUAAAUGUAUGUGUCUCUCCAUA
Messenger RNA from Chinchilla lanigera (long-tailed chinchilla), 6287 nucleotides. It is a transcript of the gene Ccdc171, whose product is annotated as coiled-coil domain containing 171. Lineage: Eukaryota; Metazoa; Chordata; Mammalia; Rodentia; Chinchillidae. The record is from RefSeq and is a predicted model, not a curated record.